AUUCUACAUUUUGUCAUGAGCCAUGAUCACAGUGCCACUACCACUUCGUUCUCGUUGUCUGCAGAGGUUUAGUUCUUGUCGCCAGUUCCAUGCAGGUUCAGUUUCGCGCGCUGAGGCUGGUAUUUCUAAUCCAGCCGAAUACUGCAAAGACUUGGUACGGAAACAUGACUAUGAAGGCUAUUUGACGUCCCAGCUAUACCCUAAAAGAUUUCAAGGUGGGUACUUCGCGCUCAGAGCAUUUUAUAUCGAGCUUGCCACGGUGCGAGAAGCGGUAUCCCAGACUACUUUGGGUCAGGCUCGCCUAAUGUUCUGGAGAGAUGCCAUGAAAGACAUUUAUAAUAAUAAACCCCCACGUCAUCCCAUUGCCAUUGCGAUCCAUGAAGCAACACGGGAUAACCAUUUGCCUCUAUACCACUUUAACAGGAUAAUAGAAGCAAGGGAACAAGAACUUCACAACCAGACACACCUAACCCUGGAGUCCAUCACAUCGCAUGCGGAGUCUGUUUCAUCAACAUUCCUGUAUCUUCUGCUGGCAAUGCUGAAUCUCCCUUCCUCUACGCUUGCGCACGCCGCUUCGCACCUUGGGGUGGCUCAAUCAUUGACGACCCUUCUACGAGCUUUGCCUUUUCAUGCUUCCAAAGGUGUUAUGGUCAUACCCGCGGAGAUCACUGCCAAGCAUGGUGUCAAUCAGCAAGAAAUUUUCAGUAAGGGGAAAUCAUCCCACGGGUUAGAAGACGCGGUGUUUGAACUUGCAACUGUUGCCAAUGAUCAUUUGCUCACCGCACGAGACAUGUUCAAGGAGUCCGGGGGCAGGGUCCCAGUUGACGCCAUGCCUGUAUUUUCCGCCGCUAUACCAGUAGUGUCCAUUCUGUCGACGUUGGAGGCCGUCAAUUUCAACGUCUUUGACCCCUCCAUGCAGAUCCGAGAUUGGAGAUUAGCGUGGCAAGUCUGGAGGAGUUACUAUAAGAGGACUUUCUAAAAAGACCCAGACCACAUGCCGGCAUUGCAUCUCAGCACAAUGUAGCGCCUGUUAACGGUGUAGAACGUUGUCAUUUCACGCAUCUUUUCACUCUGAACAGCUUGAGCUUCACCAUAUUAUACUAUGUGCAACAUUUUGAUCGUCUAGUACGAGUUAUUUAACUUGAAGAUGCAGUGGUGGUUACGAAUUUAGAAGUCCGAUGAAGUGCGUUCUCCGGCUGCACACCUCUUGACACCCAACC
This is a messenger RNA of Suillus clintonianus, 1220 nucleotides long. RefSeq names its product isoprenoid synthase domain-containing protein. NCBI's taxonomy places the organism in Eukaryota, Fungi, Basidiomycota, Agaricomycetes, Boletales, Suillaceae. Gene Ontology annotation, cellular component: mitochondrion. The transcript has 5 exons. Gene Ontology annotation, biological process: biosynthetic process; mitochondrial respiratory chain complex I assembly. Bases 23 to 979 code for a protein of 318 amino acids. The record is from RefSeq and is a predicted model, not a curated record.